GCAUGCUCAGUUCUCUCCCGCACUGCCGAGGAACGACGAGGGCGGGACGUUCACCCCACGCGGGGCAGCGCGGGGCCGGGACAUGGCAGCGGCGGGCGGCGGGGUCUGGGCGCUAUGGUGGCGGGGAUUGAUUUGUGGCAGGGCCGCUGCUCGCUGCGCAGAGUCCGGGGCCGGCCGCGCCUCGCUAUUGCUGCGGCCUCCAGGGCAGCUGCUGGAGAUGGCUAACAGAGGACCGAGCUAUGGUUUAAGCCGAGAAGUGCAGGAAAAGAUUGAACAGAAAUAUGACGUGGAAUUAGAGAACAAGCUAGUGGACUGGAUUAUCAUACAGAGUGGUGAAAAGAUAGAGCAUCCACCUCCUGGAAGGCAAAAUUUUCAGAAAUGGCUAAUGGAUGGAACACUGUUGUGCAAGUUAAUAAACAGUUUACAUCCAAAGGGAAAAGAACCCAUUCCAAAGAUCUCUGAAUCAAAAAUGGCUUUCAAGCAGAUGGAACAAAUUUCUCAAUUCUUAAAAGCUGCUGAAAUCUAUGGAGUAAGAACAACAGAUAUUUUCCAGACAGUGGAUUUAUGGGAAGGGAAGGACAUGGCUGCCGUGCAGAGAACUCUAAUGUCUUUAGGCAGCUUGGCUGUUACCAAGGACGAUGGAUGUUACAGAGGGGAUCCCUCCUGGUUUCACAGGAAAGCACAGCAGAAUCGGCGAGGGUUUUCGGAAGAGCAGCUUCGUCGGGGACAGAAUGUCAUAGGCCUUCAGAUGGGUAGCAACAAAGGUGCAUCGCAGUCCGGCAUGACAGGCUAUGGGAUGCCGAGGCAGAUUAUGUAAAUGUCUGUCUGUCUGUCGAGAACACGCAUUCGAUGGCAUGAUCUGAUUACAAACACAUAGCUAGCUCCCUUUCAGCCGAAAACAUGGGUUUUAAUAGUUUGCCCUUUUUAGGAUUUUUUUUUCUUUCAGCUGCAACUUUUUGACUAAGAACAUGGAUGUGUUUUGCGUGCCAAUUCACCCCGUGCACUGCUGCCCCCUACUGUUCACUUCUGAACUAUGCAAAGACUCUGGUUUUCUGUAUUUAUUUAUUUGCAAAGUGUUACCUUCGGCAUUUGUGUCUUACAAAACUCAAUCUUGUAUCUCAACAAGUAACCUCAUCCUUCAGAUCAGUGACAAUAUUGUUUAAUCUUCUAAAAAUAAAGACAUUUAAAAAAUC
Messenger RNA from Malaclemys terrapin pileata, 1193 nucleotides. RefSeq names its product transgelin 3 (gene TAGLN3). The transcript is spliced from 5 exons. Lineage: Eukaryota; Metazoa; Chordata; Testudines; Emydidae. The record is from RefSeq and is a predicted model, not a curated record. The coding region runs from base 83 to 817 and encodes 244 amino acids. Gene Ontology annotation, molecular function: protein binding.